This is a messenger RNA of Strongylus vulgaris, 1650 nucleotides long. The record is from the annotation of a GenBank genome assembly. Lineage: Eukaryota; Metazoa; Nematoda; Chromadorea; Rhabditida; Strongylidae.
AUGACCGCUGCUAGUGGUCAGCGCUCGCAGCGCGAAGCGAUGGCACUGACCAUCAAUGAAAUCGUUGCACAUCUUGUGGAAGCUCAUCGAGAGAAUAAAACUGUUAACCUGAACAGAUUGAAAUGUGUGAUUGCUCAAAAAUAUGGUCUUAGUUCACAGCCAAAGCUUGUCGAUAUAAUUGCUGGAGUGCCCGCUGAAUACAAGUCAGCCAUGUUUCAGGAAAUCCUCCUUCCCAAACUGAAAGCGAAACCAGUUCGAACCGCGUCUGGAAUCGCAGUAGUGGCAGUGAUGUCGAAACCACAUCGAUGUCCUCACAUCAACUUCACCGGCAAUGUUUGUGUCUAUUGCCCAGGUGGCCCAGAUUCAGAUUUUGAGUAUUCUACACAGAGUUAUACUGGAUAUGAACCUACCAGUAUGAGGGCUAUUAGGGCUAGAUACGAUCCGUUUUUACAAACACGCGGUAGAGUAUCGCAAUUGAUGCAGUUGGGACACUCCAUUGACAAGGUAGAAUUUAUCGUUAUGGGUGGUACCUUCAUGUCUCUUCCUGAUGACUAUCGAGACUAUUUCAUACGUAAUCUUCACGAUGCUCUCAGCGGACACACGUCGAACAGUGUGAAAGAGGCCGUCGCCUUCUCCGAACGAAGCAAGAUCAAAUGCAUCGGCAUUACGAUCGAAACGCGACCUGAUUACUGCUUACCCCGCCAUCUCAAUGAUAUGCUGUUGUAUGGAUGCACACGGCUUGAGAUUGGAUUCACGCAAACGCUUUUAAAAUUCAUUUCCAUCAGUUUUAUCUUCCAGGCCGUCGCCUACUCCGAACGAAGCAAGAUCAAAUGCAUUGGAAUUACGAUUGAAACGCGACCUGAUUACUGCUUACCCCGCCAUCUUAAUGAUAUGCUGUUGUAUGGAUGCACACGGCUUGAGAUUGGAGUGCAGUCCACAUAUGAGGACGUCGCGCGAGACACAAAUAGAGGACACACUGUUAAAUCAGUUUGCGAAACGUUCCACAUGUCAAAAGAUACCGGUUAUAAGGUUGUGAUUCACAUGAUGCCAGAUUUACCUAAUGUUGGUCUCGAACGAGACAUUGAGCAGUUUGUGGAGUUAUUCGAGAACCCAGCCUUCCGUCCCGAUGGCUUAAAACUAUACCCCACACUUGUAAUUCGAGGUACGGGAUUGUACGAGUUGUGGAGGACUGGGAGGUACAAGAGCUACCCACCAUCCGUAUUGGUGGAUUUGGUCGCUCGGAUUUUGUCGAUAAUACCACCUUGGACUCGCGUCUAUCGAGUGCAACGGGAUAUUCCCAUGCCGUUGGUGUCAAGUGGAGUGGAGCAUGGUAAUCUUCGUGAGCAUGCGUUAUCACGUAUGAAAGAACUUGGAUUAGCUUGUCGAGACGUAAGAACAAGAGAAGUUGGCAUUCAGGAAAUCCACAACAAGAUCAGACCGUACAAUGUUGAAUUAAUACGACGAGAUUAUGUGGCGAAUGGCGGAUGGGAGACAUUUUUGUCAUAUGAAGACCCUGAUCAAGUUUGUUCUUGUUACAAUUUUCUUUUUACACUAAAUUUUCUCUCAUUUAGCUUAAACGGACUACCUUAUACUUUUUUCAAGUUUUUUUUUCACAAUUUUCUUACUCGUAAUCCACUUUAUCAAGUUGCU